AAGGGGAUUAAAAUAACUAAUAGACAAUGCUGUUCUUUGUCAUGCCUCACCAACAUGUUUAAAUAUAUGACGUUCAUUGCCAAUAUCGAAAAAUUACAGAACAGAGAAGUGAAACUGAAAGUAGACAACUGGGUGAAAUGACCAAGAACAGAAAAGUUACUGAGGGAGUCGAUUGCUUGAAGAUGACAUCUAUCCCAAUCAAAAAGGGAAGCAAUGUAACUAGAAGAAGGUCACAUGAGGUCGCCAGUGAAGGACCAGCCCUUGAAAAAAACAUGAAGCUGAAGGGCCACUCUAAUGAUGGAAAAGAAAAUUGUAUGAGACCGUCAGUGCUUACUGGGACUCGUAAAGAUCUUCAAGAGGAAAUAGGGCGACUGCAGACUCAGCUAGGGGCGGCACAGUCUCAAGCUUCCCUUCUCCAGGGCUCUCUAAAUAACAAACAGAGUGAACUAGAGAGAGUGAGUACUGAAUUUGUGGAGAUAAGGACACGCUGUGAGACAACACUUCUCACCUGUAACAUCGAUCCAGUGAAUCUAGAAAGACUAGCACCAUCUGAAGAAGAUGAUGUUAUGCUCUCUAAGGCCCGGCAAGAGGCUCAGGAAAAAGUAGCUAUGUUACGGGAUAGACUUACACAAAUGAUUUCUCUGACAUCCAAGCAAAUAUCCGGUUUGAAGAGCCAGUGCUUGCAGCUUUACAGCAUCGGAACCAAAAGUCAACCAGAGGCCCCACCAGAAAAUGUACUGGCUAUGUCAGAAUAAUGCCUUGCUUUUGGUGUACAUGUAUUAGAUUCAACUAAAAGUUGGACACCCUAAUGUGGGUGGUUUAACAUACAUUUGUAAAUGAAAAGUUUCAACCAGUGUCCAAAAGAUGUACAGGCUGUUCCAGGAUAUUUUAUUCCAUUAAUGUAUAUGUUUAAUGCAAAGGGAAAAAAUGGAUGUUCCCAAUGUGACACACUAUAUAAAGUGUAUUAAUAGUCAUACGAAGAUCAUUGGGAGCUGACUGGUGAUUUUAACUGAAUGGGCAGUUUUAAUUGCUUUUGAAAGGAUUUGCUCAUGUAAUUUGUUAAGAAAGAAUCAAAGUUGCCCUGUCCUUUAGCACAAAACAGUGGCUGUACAGGAGUAUAGAAAAGAGCCAAUGACACUUUCGAGCUAGAGCAAAAAAUAUGACAUAAUACUUAAACUGUAAACAUACUUUUAAUGGUGUAAGAAGAAUGAUUCUCCCAUCAAACACAUGCAUGUUUAAAAACGAAAGUAGUAGAAAUAUUUCAUCAAUUUUUACUGCUUAAUCUAGCUAAAGAAGCUUAAAUUUAAGAAAAACAAGUUUUAUCUAAUGUUUUUCUUUUGUCGGGUCUGUUUACUGGAAUAAACAUGUUUAUACUUUUUUACUGGGUUGAGCUGGAGCCACAAGCCUGGGAGCUGGAGCCAAAGCGUGGAGGCUGAGUCAAAAAGCUGUAUAAUAAUGUAUGUUUUGUAAUUGAUGUAAAUUUUCCAAUUUCAUUUGUAAACCUGCAUGUGUUUGAAGGGAGAAUCAUUCUUAUAACUCCAUAAGCAAUAUGUUUACAGACUAUCCGAAAUACGUGUGAAAAUUAAACAUAUUUACAUGGAACUGAAAUCCCAGAUUUCUCAAAAUAGCCCUCAAAAUCGUGAUACAUUGUAGAGUCAUACUUGUCUGCUCUUUUGCCCUAGCUCGUUAAUAUUAUUGGCUCUUUUUUCUAUAAAGCUCCUUAAAGAAAUAUUACUGAAUAUGUGCCGCAUAGGAUGGAUUAUUCCAUUGUCAAAAAGCUCUUCUGUAUUUCAAAGACCUUUGAUAUCUAUAAGGAAGCAUCAUACCAUGGCCCUCACUAAGCUUGUUCAAAUUAUGCCGCUGGGGUCAGGACUGACCCCAUCCCUUUUGACCUACUUUCUUAUUCUUGAAGCUUCAGCAUUGAAAUUUGGACCAUGUGUACAGUUUUGAAAACAAAUAUCAAUGUUGUCAUUGGAUGACCUAUACUGUGACAUUUUGACCUUCUUUUAUUUUUAAAGUUACAGCAACACAAUUUGGACAAAGUGUACAGUUUUGAAAACAGAUACCAAUGUUGAGCUUGAAUGACUCUUAUUUUUAAAGCUACAGCAUUAAAGUUUAGACCAUGUGUUCAGUUUCGAUAUUAUCAUGUCCUCAGGUGAUCUUGACUGCGACCUUUUGACCUACUUUCUUAUUUUUGAAGCUACAGCAAUGAAAUUUGGACCAUGUGUACAGUUUUCAAAACAAAUACCAAUGUUUUCUUGGAUGACCUUAACCACUACAACAUUUGACAAUACUUGAUCCUUGUUUAAUCCCUAGUUGCAUUGCCAUAGACCAAUAAACUCGUUCAUUCUCAUAAAAAAAAACAAUGGUUUAAAACUUUCACUCAGGUGAACAAUUUAGGGCCGUCAUGGCCAUCUUGCUUCUCAUGUUAUCAGUGUGCAAAACUAACAGUUAUUAGUUUCAGUUACAGUGUUGAACAUAAGACUUUAUCUUCAAUUUUAGUUUGUGCAACAUGACUAGUUCAUGAAUUUUUAUUUUUGCAAAAUAUUUUUAAUCAAAGAAUUGUAUUGUAGUAAUCAGGUUAUAUUUCCUAGUUCACAAAAUCUUUAAUAAAUUUGUUACAAUAAUGCAAAUAUUGAUAAGAUUAAAUAUAAGAUAUGUUGUUGUUUUUAAAUUUAAAGAUUUCCUGAGUACAAAAUGUACCUUCUCAAUUGAGCACAAAGAGCUCAAGGUGAGCUAUGGUGUUUUUCAUUUGUUUUCAUGAAUUAUCUUCAUUGCUGAACCAUUUUCAGAUUUGCAAAAAGCUUAUACUUCAAGCAUUACUCUUCUUGCCACGGCUGUGUUCAAAAGAAAUUUAAACACAGCGAACUCAAUACUCGAAUUUCGAAUUGGCAAAAGUGAACAUGAACUUGUAGACAAAUUCAAAUACCUGCAACAAGACAGGACAAAUGCGAGUUUAUAUUCACGUGCGAAGGCCUAUCCAAAGGGGACGGUAGUCUCUAGGAAGUGUUAUCAACAAAGUGCAUAACCUGAAAGACCUUGGUUUUAAACCAUAUGAAAAGUUGUAAAUUCUUGUGUUGUUCCUGUUAUGGAUUGUUGUAGCUCAGUAUGGGGAUUCAAGCCGUUCCAACCCUCUAACAAUGUCCAAAAUUGUCCAAUGAUACUCAUUGGUGAACAUAGAAUUCCCCAGUUCCCGCACUUACUGGCGACACUGGAUGGAUCCCAAUACGUUGCCGCCAAUGGAUCAACAUACUACGCAGGUACAGGUGUACUUGUACUUGGUCAAGCAAGGUGAAAGAGAUCAUGACAUUAAUAGGGCUAAUAGACAGUUUCAAUAAUAAAUGACCAGUUGAUCUCAGUCCAAUGUACAUCUUGUGCGGAGCCAUUAUAUAAACAUUUGGUCAACAGAUUUUAGAUCUAUGCCGAAAUUAAGAACGUAUAUAGUGUUCUAGGGUGACUUUAAAUACGAAAGCUAUUUGAGCUUUGGCCUGACCAAAAAUGAACGUUCCUUACUGGCCCAGUUUCAAACUGUAAAUUACCUUUAAGAUUAUUUAACUAAUCUUACUGGCAUUAAAAAAAUAGCAUAUCUAAUGAAUGACAAAAUGAGGCAGUUUGCGAAGUACACUGUGAAAGCUAAUGUUCUAAGAAGAAGUACACUAUAAUUAUGUAUUUUAAUAUUAUAAUGCCAUAGCAUUUAUUCUUCUUUCAUUAUGCAAUUCAAAUUUGUACUUAACAUUUGUAUGUACCCACAGUGUAGAAACAACCAAGCAUUCCCAUUUAAUUGAAAGAAAUGAGAUAAUGACGCUGUUAAUUGUUCGGUAUUCUAGUAAAUAUUAGUAUAUCUGACAUUAUAAUUAUUACUUUAUACAUAAUUAUAUAUGUUAAUAUUUGUACCAAUGAUUGAGAAAUGUUACUACAUAGGUGACUUAUAAGGCCUGAUUAUCCCGAUGGGCCAGGUGUUAUCAUUUGUAUUGUGAAUAUCAUUUGUGUUAUACACAUGCCACUAUAAUAAACAACUUACUUAUAACAACA
This is a messenger RNA of Mya arenaria, 4032 nucleotides long. RefSeq lists its product as uncharacterized. Bases 138 to 755 code for a protein of 205 amino acids. Lineage: Eukaryota; Metazoa; Mollusca; Bivalvia; Myida; Myidae. The record is from RefSeq and is a predicted model, not a curated record. The transcript has 8 exons.